Molecule: messenger RNA, 1518 nt
Organism: Lactuca sativa (garden lettuce)
Lineage: Eukaryota; Viridiplantae; Streptophyta; Magnoliopsida; Asterales; Asteraceae
Gene: CPFTSY
Product: signal recognition particle receptor protein, chloroplast (FTSY)
Biological process (GO): SRP-dependent cotranslational protein targeting to membrane
Cellular component (GO): membrane
Molecular function (GO): signal recognition particle binding; GTPase activity; ATP hydrolysis activity
Source: RefSeq, a predicted model, not a curated record
UGUGAUAAAACUACGUCGUUUGAAAGCUUUGUCGUCCCCUAUCUAUCCUCUUUUCAAGAAUCCAUUUCCACUGUGCACAACAUAUGGCGUCUUCACUUUCUCGCCAGUUCUCAACUGCGUCACGAGAUACCAUUUCUACCCAUGGGUCAACCACCGUCUUCAACCACCACUCUCCGCCGCUGUUCCUCCGGGUCCAAUAUCCAACCAGUUGUGGUAGCGGUGGAGCACAGUUCUCUAAGUUCAAAUGCUCCGCAGCGGAUUCCCAAACCGGGUUCUUCACGAAAUUGGGACGUUUAAUCAAAGAGAAGGCGAAAAAGGACGUAGAGAAGAUAUUCUCUGGUGGGUUUUCGAAAACAAGAGAUAAUUUAGCGGUAAUUGAUGAACUACUCCUCUAUUGGAAUCUCUCCGACACCGACCGCGUUCUAGAUGAAUUAGAAGAGGCAUUAUUGGUGUCGGAUUUCGGCCCAAAGAUCACAGUAAAGAUUGUCGAGAGCUUGCGAGAUGAUAUAUUUGCUGGAAAACUCAAAUCAGGAACUGAAAUAAAGGAUGCUUUGAAGAACAGUGUAUUGGAUAUUUUGACAAAGAAAGGUGCUAAAACAGAGCUUAAACUUGGAUUCAGGAAACCCGCAGUGAUCAUGAUUGUUGGUGUUAAUGGAGGUGGAAAAACUACAUCUCUUGGGAAACUAGCUUAUCGGUUAAAGAGUGGAGGUGCUAAGAUACUAAUGGCGGCUGGUGAUACAUUCCGGGCAGCUGCGAGUGACCAAUUGGAAAUUUGGGCAGAAAGGACGGGCUGCGAGAUUGUUUCAGCUGAAAAAGUGAAAGCCAAAGCAUCAUCAGUUCUGUCACAAGCCGUUAAGAAAGGGAAAGAAGAAGGUUACGAUAUUGUUUUAUGCGACACCUCCGGCCGACUUCACACUAAUUAUAGCUUGAUGGAAGAAUUGAUAGCAUGCAAAAAAGCUGUUGCAAAAGUUGUUCAAGGCGCCCCUAAUGAAAUUCUACUCGUUUUGGAUGGAACAACGGGUUUGAAUAUGCUUCCACAAGCUAGGGAAUUCAAUGAGGUUGUGGGAAUAACCGGUUUCAUUUUGACAAAACUUGAUGGCUCUGCAAGAGGAGGCUGCGUGGUUAGUGUAGUUGAUGAGCUUGGGAUUCCUGUGAAGUUUGUGGGUGUUGGGGAAGGGGUGGAAGAUCUCCAGCCAUUUGAUGCACAAGCUUUUGUUAACGCCAUUUUCUCUUGAGGCGUUGCCAAGAGAAGGUGUAUCAUAGUAUCAUGUAUGGAGCAAUGGUAACACCAUAUGAAUGCUCGAGAGAGAAGGGGAUUAGCCUAAAAGGACUAUUCCAUUUAGUCCAGAAGCACAACGAUAAGAUUAUUGUGAUCAAAAUGGGUAUUUCCGAUGGUUGAGAUUGGGUGUAAAAGUGUGGUUUAUGUAAAAGAUAAUUUAGGGACUCGAUUCAUUUGGGUUACUUCUAAAGUGCACCCUCAAUCGGUUUUUAAUGCUUAAAUUAAAGUUUUCCUUCGUA